UUGGUCGAACGGGAAAGGGGCGGGGCUGGGAUGGUCGAGGGCCGGGCUUGGUGGGCUUUGGAGGCGCCGGCUGGUCUCCUCGGGCAGAGAUGGCGGACGAGAUCAGCAAAGCUCAGGUGGCCCAGCCGGGCGGAGACACCAUCUUCGGGAAGAUCAUCCGCAAAGAGAUCCCCGCCAAGAUCAUCUUCGAGGACGAGCAGUGCCUUGCUUUCCAUGACAUUUCUCCUCAAGCUCCAACCCAUUUCCUAGUGGUCCCUAAGAAGCAAAUUGCUCAGUUGUCCCAAGCGCAAGAUUCUGAUGAAGCUCUACUUGGACACUUAAUGAUUGUGGGCAAGAAAUGUGCUGCUGACUUGGGCUUGACCAGGGGAUUCCGGAUGGUGGUGAAUGAAGGGCCAGACGGUGGUCAGUCUGUAUAUCAUGUACAUCUACAUGUUCUUGGUGGCCGUCAACUGGGCUGGCCACCAGGUUAAGAACGCGAGAGAGAAGUGUGGAAAAUGUCCUCAAGCCACCACUUGAAAUAUAGUCAACAAAUGUCGUGCAAAAUCUAACCAGUGUCAUUAACCUCAGUCCAUUACCCUUUCUUGAAGAGAAUAAAUGUUUGCUCAAAUUUUGUUCAGUAAAAUGAGAAGCAUGUUAAAUCACCA
Messenger RNA from Pogona vitticeps (central bearded dragon), 644 nucleotides. RefSeq names its product histidine triad nucleotide binding protein 1 (gene HINT1). Gene Ontology annotation, molecular function: catalytic activity. NCBI's taxonomy places the organism in Eukaryota, Metazoa, Chordata, Lepidosauria, Squamata, Agamidae. The record is from RefSeq and is a predicted model, not a curated record.